CUCCCAAGUCCACGGAGCUGGGAUGUAUCCGUCCCUGAGAGGGUGUAUUGUGUGAGGGCAGCAUGGCUCAGCUGGGCAGCUAGUCACUGACCAGUCUGCCAGGUCUCUGUUUCCGGAAGUUGCAGACUGAAGAUAUGUAUACAUAGGUGACAGUGCAUAGAUCUGCUGUAUACCCUAAGUGUCUGGAACGUUAGCAACGGGUAAUGAUAUGUUGGAAAGUGAACAAACGGUGCCAUACCGUCGCCUGGAAGCUGCUGCACAAAAGUUUGCAAAGGUGGUUAUUCCAACAGAUUUGGAAAGGUUGAGGAACCAUCAGAUAAAUAUUGAAAAGUAUCAAAGGUGUAGAUCAUGGGAACAGUUGCACAAGGAGCAUAUCAAUGCCAGACGUACGGUGCAGCAACUUCAGGCCAAUAUGCAAGAUAUGGAAACACUUUUUCUAAAAGUAAAGAAAGAAGAUAUCCAGGCCUUGUCCAAAGUACUACAACCAGUAAAAGUUACGGCUUUGGCAUCAAUUAGGGAAUUUUUAGAGAUUCACUCGAAAUCAGUUGAAGAUUUACAUGAAAGAAAUGUCUUUGAUGUGCCAAAUAAUUUAGCAACCAAAGAGCCUUCUUGUGAAAAUAGUCCCUCAAUUCAACUCGAUGCACAGUUCAUUGAAAUUCAGUAUCCAAAUGCCUCAGAAUCAUGGAAUACACUGGAAAAGGAUUUAUUGGACUUGAAUGAAAUUAUAAAUGAAUUUUCUCAUAUGGUACACGCGCAGCAGGAGAAGAUUGACAGCAUUGAAGACCAUGUCAACACUGCUGCUGUGAAUGUCGAAGAGGGAACCAAGAACCUGGGGAAGGCAUUGAAAUACAAGCUGUCACUGCUUCCUGCAGCAGGUGCACUCAUUGGUGGAAUAGUUGGGGGGCCUAUUGGCUUGUUGGCAGGAUUUAAAGCAGCUGGAAUUGCAACUGCAAUUGGUGGUGGACUUCUAGGCUUCACAGGAGGAAAAGUUUUACAAAGAAAAAAAGACAUUGGAAGAGAGAAUCUAUCAAGUAUAGAAUACCAUCCACUGGAAGAAAAUAAAUCAACAUGAAACAUUUAUGUAUAUUAAUUUAAAAGGAACCUGUCACCUCCAAAACACAUUUUAAACCGACAUUAUUAACUUGCAGUAGCCCCUGGCGCAUGCGCAGAGAGAGGAAAGCGGCCGGCUGAGUGCGGGAGCCAAAGACGGGAUCUUGCAAUGACAAGGAGCGCACCGCGCAUGUGCGAGAGAUGCAUGAUCCCAGCCUCACAGCAGGAUGUCAAUCACAGUGAAGAGAGGACGGGUAAGGGGCAGGUUUAGCUUGACUUGAAGCAAGGAGGCCGCUGCACUUUACAAACUGUUGACUCUGAGAAUUGCAAAAACACAGAUUAAAACAGCGUUUUUAUAAAGUAUAUAACAACUAGUGAUAGAAUGAAAAACAUGAUUAGGAACACACUGGGGGGCUACUGUAAGGUAAUGAUGUCGGUUUAAAAUGUGUUUUGAAGGUGACAGGUUCCCUUUAAAGCUUCAUAAUAGGUUUAAUCAGAAAUAAGACUGAUUCUGUAGGCGUUUGUGAUGAUUUGUAUAACAUUUGUCUUUUUAUUUAGCAAAUAACAUUUUCAGACACAUUUUUAACAUUAUUCAUAGUAAUAUGCAAAACAUAUUUCAUCUAAAUAUAUAUAAUAUAAGUCUGCCAUCCAUGGUUCAAAUGUGAUCUCUUAAAUGCUGAAUUGUUAAAUAAUAAAGAACACUGACUUUUAAGAUGCUACAUAGGGUUGUGACCUGCAUAUGAUAGUGGCUCUGGCUUAAUAGCUGAGCUCUGCUGCAGUAAAAAAGUCACCACAGUGCAAUCUGCAAGUGGCAUGUUAUAGAGCAUGAGACGCUUAACAGAUGGAUAUAUAUUUGGGAAAAUAUUCCGUUUUUCUAUAUUAACCACUUCAGCCCCGCUAGGUGAAACCCCCUUCAUGACCAGGCCACUUUUUACACUUCGGCACUACACUCCUUUCACCGUUUAUCGCUCGGUCAUGCAACUU
Bufo gargarizans (Asiatic toad) is the source of this 2034-nucleotide messenger RNA. It is a transcript of the gene STX17, whose product is annotated as syntaxin 17. Lineage: Eukaryota; Metazoa; Chordata; Amphibia; Anura; Bufonidae. Bases 209 to 1072 code for a protein of 287 amino acids. The transcript is spliced from 8 exons. Gene Ontology annotation, biological process: intracellular protein transport; exocytosis; vesicle fusion. The record is from RefSeq and is a predicted model, not a curated record. Gene Ontology annotation, cellular component: SNARE complex; endomembrane system; plasma membrane. Gene Ontology annotation, molecular function: SNARE binding; SNAP receptor activity.